Molecule: messenger RNA, 2582 nt
Organism: Zingiber officinale
Lineage: Eukaryota; Viridiplantae; Streptophyta; Magnoliopsida; Zingiberales; Zingiberaceae
Exons: 10
Coding region: 1256-2287 (343 amino acids)
Source: RefSeq, a predicted model, not a curated record
GCUAACCCGGCCCUUUCCCUCAUCACAAAAAUCGCGAUUUUCUUUCUCCUCUGUACUCGCUCGCCGCUCCCCCACCCUAAGCGCCGCUCCGAUCCUCUCCCUUUCUCUUCCGUUAGCUGCUCUCGUCAUCGCUGCUUUUCUCCGUGCUCCUCCCUAAUAUGCUCUCAGCGGCGCUCCUCUCCCUUUCUCCUCCCUCUGCUCUCGUUCGUUGCCGCUCCUCUCCCUAAUCUGCUCUCACUGUCGCUGGGAUCUUCACCCACGCUCACGCAUACUUGUGCCGCCGCCGGCCUCCACCAUGAUUCCUCCACAGCACUGCAUACACGCUGUGAUUCUGCCUUUCUCCUCCCAAACUCAUUCUUGUCGUCGCUGCUCCCUAAUCUGCGGAUCUCAUCGUGAUUUGUUGUGGAUUGGAAGAAUUUAAUAGUCGCCUUGCUCCUUUCUACCUAAUCGAAUCAAACAGUAAGAAUGGCUCCUAAGCGCCGAACUAAGAGAAAAUCACCAAGUAUAAGUAAAAAUCACACUGAUCAUGAACAAGAUGGUCAAAACAUAGAAGGUACCUUGACUGACCAAAGAGAUGUAGUUUCAAAUCAACUACAUGUUGAUGUGCAAGGUAAUGUCCCACUUGUUAAAAAGUAGAGGCUAUUGUUGCAUAACAUCCAUAGUGAGGAUAUGCUGCUGUACUAUUGUUGUUACUGCUAUGUUUGGUAUACCAUCCUUCAUGUUGAUUUAAAAAAAAAAAUACUAGAAGAACAAUGAAACAACUUGGGAGAAUGUACCUGAAGAAAGGAAGUAAAUAAUCGGCUAAAUACAGAAAGCAGAGUUCCUACAACAUCUGGACCAUAAAGUUCAUGGACUGCAUGAACUAAACCAUAAGUUCCAAAUUGAGCCUUAUCGAUCAUUCCAUGUAUUAGCUCAUUAUUGUAAAUAUGCAAAACAAGUUGAGCACUAUCAUUCCCAAUAUACUCUUUUUGUAUUCUUCCUUUCUUUUCAAUAGUAAAAGGAAGGCAACCCCGUGUGACAUAGUUAAGGAUUGUAGUAAUAACCUACAAAAUAACAAAACCAUCAGCAUAAAAGUUGAUGCAGUUAAGGUUAUGCAGCGUCACCAUCUCAAUUACCUUGGAUAAGUGCUAUUCUUGACUGCCUUCUGCCCAUACUUCCUGCACCGGUAGCCAUCUUCAAUGUGGAAUAAAUAUCAUAGUAAAAAUGAUGAUUCAUUUCAUUGGAAUUGCUAUAAACUGAUUACCUAUUUAACUACAUGCUUAUUAUUUAUAAUCUGUUAAUAACAAAAACAAAGAGAUGUCAAUUCAAAUGGAGAAAUUGGAAGUCUGAACUAAAAAGAAAGUACUAUGAUCCUGAGUUGUCAAUUCAAAUUCUUUUACAACAAAGAGAUGAAAGAGCUCAAGUAGAACAAUAUAUGCGACUAGUUGCUUUUUGGAACACAGAAAAAUCAAAGGAAAGAAGUGAAAAGAAUAAAAAUGCAAGAAAGCAAAGGAUAAUGAAUCAAACCACAGGAAGGACAUCUUUUUCUCAAGUGCAACAAACAUUGGAAAAAGAAAAGGGACAUCCUCCAACACGAGUUGAAUUAUUUCAUGCAUGUUUUACGCAUGCUAAUGGAACUCCCUCAAGUAAUAUUGUAAAAGAACGAUUGGCUGCAAUGAAAGAACUAGAAAAUCAACUUCCUGAAGAUUACAAUGAUCAAGUGAGCCCGAAUGAUAUAUUUGCUCAAAUCAUGGGACCAGAUAGAUCUGGUCGAGUACGUAUGCUUGGUGAUGGAAUUAGCCCAUCUGAUUUAUGGGGAGUAGUUCCUAGUCGUGGCACAUGCAAUCGACUAGUUAUGGAACAGAAUGCAAAGUUAGAACAGAUGAAUGAACAAAUCAAAAAGCAAGGUCAACAUAUUACAAUGUUAGAAACAAAGAUUUCUGAACAAUCAAGCACAAAUCCUCUUUCAAAUUCUAAUAAUAGUCGACACACUUCAUCAAGUAGCAAUCUACAAGGUUCUAUUCCAUCUCGUCCAACCUUACAGAUUGGAAGUUCUGUCUUGAUUAAAAGUUUAUUUGAUUCAACAAAAACUGUAGCAAAAGGAUUGCUCCUUGACAUGGAUCCAAAUAAUAUAGUAGGGAGACAAAAAUUAGGACUAAAUUGGUGUGAAGUACAAGUACUAGUUGUCCUAGAACCCGAAGAAAAUUUAAUUAAACCUUAUGAUUUUUUACAAAGGUUUGAGGAUGCACUUGGAGGAUUGAUAGCUUGGCCUUGUCAUUUGUUGACAAUGUGCGAAGAUUUCUAUUAGUGCAUAUAGAAUAAUACUUUAUAUGUUUCUCAUUCGGUGACAGGUACUUGGAUUUUGCAUAUGAUGGUUGAAGAUGGUUGAUAGUAAAUUAGUUAGUUUUUUAUUUUAUAAGACUUUGUUAGUUUUAGAACUCAAUGAUUUGUUAGUAUUUAGUUAACAUUGGAUUCAAUACUUUUACAUUAGUAAUGCAUUUGUAUUUUUGUGAUGAUGGGAUGAAUUAUAUAUGAUGACAUGGCGAAUGGAUUGGAUAUUUUGGAUAUAAAAAAUUUUUAUUCUUAUUGUGAUGAUGGUUAAA